AUGUCUUUUCAUUCUGCAGUUCCUCAAUUCCUACACCUAAGUAAGAAAAAGUAUCGUGAACAGCGAAAAGAGCUGAAGAAAUUCUUUAAAGAGGAUUCGUUUAGAAUAGACCCCAAUGUAAAGAUAUCUGAUAGAUCCAUAAUAAAGUAUUGGAUUCAUAGGAGGUAUUUGUUCCGGUUAAUUGAUGACGGUAAUAUAUAUUUGACGCAGGAGCUAUGGUAUAGUGUAACGCCAGAGCUCGUGGCAAAAUUUACAGCAGAGUUUUUGAGGGCUUGUUUACCCAAUGCCACGACUGUGAUCGAUAUGUUCUGUGGUGCUGGUGGUAACACGAUUCAGUUUGCGUCGUUGUUUCCUAAGGUAUAUGCAGUGGAUAUAAAGAUGGAGCACCUGUAUUGUACGUAUAAAAAUGCGCAGGCUUACGGUUUGGAAAACAAGAUAUGGCUGAAAUACGCAGAUUGGACAAAGGCUGCUCAGAAGGGUCAAUUUGAAAAUAUCCCUGUUGACUGCAUUUUUGCCUCUGCUCCUUGGGGUGGGCCACAGUAUUUAUACCUUCCAACGUAUGAUUUGGAGAAGAACCUGCGUCCGUUACCCUUGAGUGAACUCCUGAAGACGUUUUUUAAGAUUACAUCCAACGUUGUGUUAUUUCUUCCAAGAAACUCAGAUCUUUCGCAGCUUUCGCAAAUUACCCUUGACCUCUUGGGCCCAGAGAAGAAGUGCAAGGUCUUGCAACUAAAACAUAAUGGGCACUUAAAGGGCUUAUUGUGUCUGUGGGGGGAGAGUUUUUACAAUUAUGAAACAGAAGACUCCAAGCCGAACUCAAAGGAUGCGUCUAGCACUGGCACUACUGAUAUAAAUGCCACAACGCAGCUAACCAGUGGCUAUCUUGGCUAUGAACAGAAAGUUGCUACCAGAUUCAAACAAUUCCAAGAUCUUUACGACUAG
Messenger RNA from Eremothecium cymbalariae DBVPG#7215, 942 nucleotides. It is a transcript of the gene TGS1, whose product is annotated as RNA methyltransferase. Gene Ontology annotation, biological process: 7-methylguanosine RNA capping; 7-methylguanosine cap hypermethylation. Bases 1 to 942 code for a protein of 313 amino acids. Lineage: Eukaryota; Fungi; Ascomycota; Saccharomycetes; Saccharomycetales; Saccharomycetaceae. The record is from RefSeq and is a predicted model, not a curated record. Gene Ontology annotation, molecular function: RNA cap trimethylguanosine synthase activity. Gene Ontology annotation, cellular component: nucleus. The transcript has a single exon.